Messenger RNA from Sphaeroforma arctica JP610, 1537 nucleotides. Its product is annotated as saccharopine dehydrogenase [NAD+, L-lysine-forming]. Gene Ontology annotation, molecular function: saccharopine dehydrogenase (NAD+, L-lysine-forming) activity. NCBI's taxonomy places the organism in Eukaryota, Ichthyosporea, Ichthyophonida. The coding region runs from base 143 to 1258 and encodes 371 amino acids. The record is from RefSeq and is a predicted model, not a curated record. The transcript is spliced from 8 exons. Gene Ontology annotation, cellular component: cytoplasm.
UGAUGUCAGGCGAUCGAUAAACAAACAGAAGCAGCAGGCCGCAGGGGAACAGAAAUAAAUAUAAUCCCGAUUGCAAACCUUGUGGACGCCAUAUACACGCAUACAGUAUCACAACUCAACCAGACAUACGCACACACACACAAUGACUAGUCAGCCCGUACAUCUGUGGAUCCGUGCCGAGGUCAAGUCUCAGGAGCAUCGCGUACCUAUCACGCCCGAGAUCGUUAAAAAGCUCUUGGAUACUGGAUUUAAAAUUACCGUAGAGAAGCAACACGACCGAUGCGUUGCAGAUGCUGAAUAUGAAAAGGUUGGUUGCACAAUGGUAGAGGGAGGCACAUGGAGAACUGCACCCAGUGAUGCGUAUAUCUUUGGACUCAAGGAACUUCCUGAGAAUGAUGAUUCGCCUUUGACGCACACACACAUCUACUUUGGACACUGCUUCAAGUAUCAGACCGGCUGGAAGGAUCUUCUCGCGCGUUUCCGUAAUGGAAAGGGUGUUCUGUUGGACCUAGAGUUCUUGCAGGAUAGCGUUGGACGCCGAGUAGCUGCGUUCGGAUACAUGGCUGGCUACACUGGUACUGCUGUGGGAAUUGAUGUAUGGUGCAACCAGAAGUUGGGUUCGGGUGCUCUCGAGAAGGUUAACGCCCCCUAUCCUGAUGCGGACGCGCUUAAGAAGUACCUGAAAGAACGUAUUGACGCUGCUGUGGAGAAGGGUGCUGUACUGCCCCGUGUUGCAGUGAUUGGGGCACUAGGCCGAUGCGGUCGAGGUGCCUGUGACUUUGCGACGGAGGUUGGCAUCCCGGAAGAUAACAUUGUUCGUUGGGACAUGAAUGAGACCAAGGGCGGAGGUCCUUUCCCUCAAUUACUGGAUGUCGACAUCCUUGUGAAUUGCAUAUAUCUCACAGAGAAGAUCCCUCCUUUCAUCACCACAGACAUGCUGAAGGAAACCUCAGAGACUCGCAAGUUGUCCGUGCUGGUGGAUGUCAGCUGCGACUACACAAGCGAAAACAACCCCGUACCUGUGUACACUGAAGGCACCACAUUCAGUAACCCCACGGUGGUGGUGCCAGACGUUGGAAAGGUCAUGGAAGUAGUGGCCAUCGAUCAUCUGCCCACACUCCUACCUAAGGAAAGCUCAGAACGCUUCGGCGCAGACCUCCUCCCCACACUACUCGCUCUGCCACAGGUGAAGGAGGAUGAAGUUUGGUGCAGGGCUCGCAAGCUGUUCGAUGACAAAUUGGCGGAAGCUGAGAAAUAAGCAUAUCUCGCUGACUUCUAGGCUGGAAAGAUGUUGUAGAUAGUUUUAUAGAUCCAUGGCGCAGAGCUUAACAGCCACGUCGAUGCCCGAACACAUCCAAGUCGAGUCUAUAUAACUCGAAUGCCUUGGAAUGUGUACCCGGUGUAUGGUAUCGUACAAUAAAACCUAGUACCGCUAAUGUGAUCCAUGGACAAGGCAGAACAUAGAACGGUUUAUAACAUUGAACCUUAAUUGUGGUACAUAGGUAGUCGUAUAUUGAUAUUCAAACACGCAAUUUAG